GGCAGAAUGCGGUCCCUCCGUUUCCGAGCGCAGAGACGCUGCGAGGGGCGGGCCGCAUCCCCAUUGGUUCUCCCGGAAAUAACAUCACCUCGCGGAGCUUCAUUGCCUGAGCUGAGCUGCGGCGAGAAAGGCCUCACCAUGAUAAAACGGGCCGCUGGUGCUGCAAUCGGAGGAGCCCUGGCCGUGGGGGCUGUGCCGGUGGUGCUGGGCGCCUUGGGCUUCACCGGGGCAGGAAUCGCUGCCUCGUCCAUAGCGGCCAAGAUGAUGUCGGCGGCCGCCAUCGCCAAUGGGGGCGGAGUUGCUGCCGGCAGCCUGGUGGCGACUCUUCAGUCCGUGGGGGCAGCUGGACUCUCCACAUCGUCCAACAUCCUCCUGGGCUCCGUUGGAUCAGCUUUUGGGGCUUUGCUUGGAGGUGCAAAAAAGGCGACCCCUGGUUCUCCCCCAGCUGGACCCAGGGCUUCAGGGGAGCAGCCAGGAGAAAAUGUACCCCAAGUUGAACCUCCAAAAUCACCAGUUAGGUCAGAGAAGCAUGAGAAAUAAAGAUCUUCUGC
Camelus dromedarius (Arabian camel) is the source of this 551-nucleotide messenger RNA. RefSeq names its product interferon alpha-inducible protein 27-like protein 2. The transcript is spliced from 4 exons. Bases 7 to 540 code for a protein of 177 amino acids. Gene Ontology annotation, biological process: apoptotic signaling pathway. The record is from RefSeq and is a predicted model, not a curated record. Lineage: Eukaryota; Metazoa; Chordata; Mammalia; Artiodactyla; Camelidae. Gene Ontology annotation, cellular component: membrane; mitochondrion.